AUGGCAGCAUCUCUGGACAGGAUUUUCCUCGACACAAUAUGCCAGGAGGAAAAUCUUCCCAGGUUUGCUGACUGCUGUGCUAAAAAGGAUCCUGAAAGAAAUGACUGCUUCCUCUCCCUUAAGAAUUCCUCAAGGGGGUUCACUUCUCCUUUUCAAAGGCCAAGUGCUGAAGCUGCCUGCAAAAACCACUCACAGCAUCAACAUUCGUUAGGAGGACAUUUCAUCUAUGAGCUUUCCAGACAGCAUCCCUUCCUCUACGCCCCGACCAUCCUUUCUGUCGCUGUCCGCUACGAGGAGAUGGUGCAGGACUGCUGUGGAAGCGCAGAAGAUCCCGCUCCUAAUGCAGAGGAAUGUUUUCGGAGACAGACACCAAAGGUGGUGAAGCCACUAAAAGAUGGCCUGAGGCAAGAACACAUGUGUGGAAUCUUGAAGAAGUUUGGAGAAAAGACCUUAAAGGCCCUGAAACUUGCCCAGAUAAGCCAGAAGUUCCCUAAAGCUGAUUUUGUCACUGUUAACAAGCUGGUGCUGGCUGUCGCUGCCGUGCAUGAGGCCUGCUGCCGCGGAGAUAUGUUGGAGUGCAUGCACAGCAGGGAGGAGAUUCUACACUAUGUCUGCACCAACCAAGGCAUCCUAUCAAGUAAAAUUAAGAAGUGCUGUGAAAAGCCACUGUUACAACAAAGUGAAUGCAUCAUUAACGCAGAAAAUGAUGACAGACCUGCAGACCUGUCACCCAGUGUCAGGGAGUUUAUCGAGGACAAAGGAGCAUGUGAACGUUUUGCCCUGGAUAAAGACACACAUGUGGCCAGGUUUCUCUACGAAUAUUCCAGGAGACACCCUGAAUUCUCAGCUCAAAUGCUUUUAAGAAUUCGUAAAGGCUACGAGGACCUGCUGAAGGAGUGCUGCCAGAGCGGGGCUCCCGCCAACUGCUGCCGCAGAGGGGAGGAAGAACUGAAGAAACAUGUUUAUGAAACUCAAAGUGUCAUGAAGACAAGCUGUGGCAUAUACAAGGAGAAAGGAGAUUACUAUUUCCAAAAUGAGUAUAUCAAGUUCACCAAGCAAAUGACCACAAUUGGCUCCAAGUGCUGCCAGCUGAGCCAGGACAAGCUACUGCCUUGUGCUGAGGAGAACGUGAGUAUCCAACUGGAUCUUGUGCUUGGAGAAAUCUGUAGAAGACACGAGAUGGAUCCUAUAAACCCCGGAGUCUGCCACUGCUGUAGCAGCUCCUAUUCCUUCAGGAGGCCGUGCAUGGGGAAACUAGAAAUUGAUGAGAAUUACGUGCCCUUGCCCUUGACUCCUGGUCUGUUCACGUUCCACGAAGACCUGUGUACAAGUGAAGAGGAGAAGCUGCAGCACAAGAAGCAGGAGUAUGGGGCUUGCUUGGCUUUUCCCCACAGGAUGCUCAUCAACCUCGUCAAGUACAAGCCCCAGAUCACGCCCGAGCAGCUGGCCUCGGUCACAGUGGCCUUUGCUGCCAUGAGGGAGCGGUGCUGCUGGGAGGAGAACCGCCAGGCCUGCUUCGCCACACAGGUACUGGUUCCAUUGGCACACACCCACCCCUCCCCCAAGCCAACAGGGCAACAAGAUGUGGAUGCAGGAGUGUGA
Merops nubicus (carmine bee-eater) is the source of this 1602-nucleotide messenger RNA. Its product is annotated as alpha-fetoprotein-like. The coding region runs from base 1 to 1602 and encodes 533 amino acids. Lineage: Eukaryota; Metazoa; Chordata; Aves; Coraciiformes; Meropidae. Gene Ontology annotation, cellular component: blood microparticle; cytoplasm. The transcript has 11 exons. Gene Ontology annotation, biological process: transport. The record is from RefSeq and is a predicted model, not a curated record.